GACAGCAGCAACAAGGGCAGCGAACAUCGCAUAAGAAUGAUUAGUACACUUCGUCGGGCUGGAACCAGGGCCGGGCGUGCAGUGGGGGCCAGCCUUGCGGGGCGCCCGGCCGCUGCCGCCGCUCCCUCCGUCACAGCAACUUGGCGGGAUGCCUCACCCAGGUCAACUGCCUCUCCGGUGAUCGGGGGUCCCAUAGCUCCCGCUAGGGCGAUGCACACGGAGCAGGAAGCCUCCAUCUUCUACCCCGCCCCCUCCGCCAACAUCAUGGAGCCGGCACCUGGGUUCAAGGCCAAGGCGGUGGUCGACGGCGACAUCGUCGACGUCAGCACGGACGACUACAAGGGAAAGUGGGUCGUUCUCCUCUUCUACCCGAAGGACUGGACGUUCGUGUGCCCGACGGAGAUCAUCGCCUUUUCUGACAGACACUCGGAAUUCGAGGCCCUGGGUGCACAGGUCCUGGGGAUCUCGACGGACACCGAGGACAGCCACCUCGCGUGGACGCGUCACCCCCGAAAGAGGGGAGGGCUGGGGCACAUGAGGAUCCCCCUUGUCGCCGACCCCACGAAGGAGAUUUCGGCGGACUACGGGGUGCUGAUCCCGUCUCUCGGGAUCGCUCUCAGGGGGCUCUUCAUUAUCAACCCCGAGGGCAUUCUCGAACAGGUGACGAUUAACAACCUGGGCAUCGGCAGGGAUGUGGAUGAGACUCUUCGACUAAUCCAGGCACACCAGUUCCUGGCAAAGCACGGCGAGGUGUGCCCGGCCGGGUGGAAGCCGGGAGACAAGACGAUGAAGCCCGGCUUGGACGCGUCCAUGGAGUACUUCUCCUCCGGCGCGACGGAGAGCGAGGAAGACCCGCUUGAGGCUGGUGACAAGAUGGUGGUGAUCAACUCCCCGAACGACUUCAAGGACGUCACCUCCGAGGCUCUUGCCGUUGUCGACUUCGUGGCACCGCACUGUGGCAAGUGCCGUCAGAUGAUGCCGUUCGUCAAGGAGCUCAGCGAGGAGUUCCCAGAAGUCACGUUCGCCAAGUUCGACACCACCGAGGAGGCGAUAUCAGAGCUCUCCACGGACCUGGGGGUGGAAGCCCUGCCGGCUUUCCGGUUCUACAGGAAAGGGGAAGAGGUCGUGGAGCCUGUGAUGGGCUACAAGAAGAAGAAGCUCCGAGCUGCCGUUGAGGAGUUGCAGAAGAAGGCGUAG
Ectocarpus siliculosus is the source of this 1197-nucleotide messenger RNA. Lineage: Eukaryota; Phaeophyceae; Ectocarpales; Ectocarpaceae. The record is from the annotation of a GenBank genome assembly.